Messenger RNA from Anoplophora glabripennis (Asian longhorned beetle), 930 nucleotides. Its product is annotated as CD63 antigen. The record is from RefSeq and is a predicted model, not a curated record. Lineage: Eukaryota; Metazoa; Arthropoda; Insecta; Coleoptera; Cerambycidae. The transcript has 5 exons. The coding region runs from base 216 to 917 and encodes 233 amino acids. Gene Ontology annotation, cellular component: membrane.
ACCUCACGGUCCUCACACCGAGUUGUGUUCUGCAGACAACAGAGAACGAGAGAGUAACGCAACCGCUCUUAGUUUAGCUACAGUGUAAUUGGGGUUACUACGUGUUUACCCACUAGAAUACCGAAUUUCAGUCUCCAGUGCUGCGUGUUAGGACACCAACCGAAAGCUUUAUAGUGUUAAAAAGUUCGUCUGGUGCAAACGACUAAAGUGAAAACAUGGGGUGUGCUACAGGCAUGGUGAAGUACCUGGUUUUCCUGGCCAAUUUGAUAUUUGCGUUGGCUGGAUUGGCGCUCGUUAUAGUUGGAAUAGUUUUCAAAUUGAACGUAAAGGAAGUCACUGGAGUGUUACCAUCGGAUUUAGGCAUUGCCCCAAUUCUGUCCAUCAUAAUUGGUAUCAUUGUCUUUAUCACCGCCUUUCUGGGAUGCUGCGGAGCCGUAAAAGAGAGCACAUGCAUGCUGACCUCGUACGCCGUCAUUCUCCUCACCAUAUUCAUCGUCCAAGUGGCCAUCGCUGUGUAUCUUUUCAUCCAAGUCAAAGACACCCGCGAAUUCCGCAAUACAAUCACUAACAAUGUUCAGAAGACGUUCGACAGCAGAUUCAAGAACCCUGAAGCUAACGAGACCAUGCAUGUCCUUGAAAACUUCUUGACCUGUUGCGGUGUCUAUGGACCUGAUGACUACAAUAAUUUCCCGCUUCCUCUCAGUUGUUGCAAGCGUCACAUCAACAAUGAGUGCCUCAAAACCGAAGUAAACCACGAUGGGUGCGCCCAUAAACUAACCAACGAAUUGCAGGAUAAAGCCCAGCUGGUUGGUGGUGUAGCCAUUGGUAUUGCUGCUGUUGAAGUUAUCGGUGCCGUCUUCGCCUUGUGUCUAGCAAGUUCGAUAAGGAACACCUAUAGAAGACAUACGUAUGCUUGAAUCAAAUCUACCU